GUUUCAUACUCAUUACACAUUAGCAACAAUUAAGUCGUAAAUAGUUAGUUAGUUAGUUGUUUACAAUUGGAAAACAGUUUAAACUUAAUAAUCAAUAAGAUUAAAAAGUUUUUAAUUGUUUUAAAUUUACAAAAGUUUGUGUGUUCGUCGAUUGUUAAUUGUUGGCUAAUUGUGAUGACUUGGUUAACGUCAACCUCUUUACUAUUUGGAUUAAAUGUUAAUCCUAAUCUGUGCUUAUUUUUAACUGUAACUUUAAUUGUCGCUGCUAUUUAUAAAUUAACGUAUUGGCAUAGACUCGGAAUACCAAAUGACAUUUCAUCCCUAUGGAACCGUUGGACUAAACCAUUUCAUGAAUCAGAUACUCAGGCUUAUCGUAAAUAUGGCAGGAUUGUUGGUGGGUAUGAACUCUUUCAGCCUGUUCUCAUGUGUGGUGAUGCUGAAUUAGUUAAGGAAAUUCUGGUAAAGAAGUUUAACUCUUUCCCUAACCAUAGAUUUUUCCGUGGAAUCAAUUCAAUCGGUGGUAAAAGUAUCUUCGUUCUUGAACAUGAGCCUUGGAAGAGAGUUCGAUCUAUUUGUAGUCCAACUUUUACCACUUCAAAAUUGAAAGCGAUGCAAAAUCAGAUCACCGAAGCCGUUGAUACAUUAAUCAACAAUGUUAACGAUGCUUGUGAGAAUGGUCAGUCAAUCGAUGUGAAAACUUACCUUCUCUCAUUUACACUGGACACUUUCUCGUCCUGUGCUUUCGGUGUGAAAAUUGAUUCACUUCGAGAUCCAAACAAUCCUUUAGUUGCCAACUCGAAAAAACUUUUCAACACUAAUAUUCAAUGGUUAUCAUGGAUCGCCUUCCAGUGUCCAUCAUUAGCGCCCAUUGGAUCGUUAUUCAAAUUGAGUAUCUUUGACUAUUCGGCUCUCAUGUAUUUCGCUCAGUUAAUCAGUAGUCUCAUCUCUAAGAGACAAGAAUUGAAGGUUAACCGGAUUGACUUUGUCUCACUACUUCAGGAUGCAGAAAUCGCUGAUGAAGCCGAGCAAUUAACUAAACGAAAAUUAACAGACGAAGAGAUUGUUGAUCAAGCAUUAAUUUUCCUAAUUGCUGGUCAUGAUACAACGGCAACCACCCUGUCAAUGUUACUAUACACCUUAACCCAACACCCGGUUGUUCAACAGAAAUUAAUUGAUGAACUAUCAACAAUUAGCGAUGAAGAUACAAAUGAUUGGGAAAUUGUUAAAUCAUUGCCUUACCUUGAUGCAGUUGUAUCGGAAAUCCUUCGGUUCUGUCCCCCUGUUCCCAGGGUGGAAAGACGUACCACCGAACCCUGUGAAUUGGGUGGUGUUAAACUUGGGGCAGGCCAAUUGAUAACCAUUCCCGUUCACGCGAUGCACCAUGAUCCAGCCUACUUUCCCGACCCUGAACAAUUUAAACCUGAAAGAUGGUUACCCGAGAAUCGGGACUCAAUCAAUUUAUCCGCUUACCUGCCGUUCGCCUAUGGGCCAAGAAGUUGCAUCGGCAUCAGAUUUGCUUACAUGGAGAUUAAAUUUUGCCUAAUUAAAUUAUUACGAUCAUUUCGAUUCGUCCAAAGCCAUCAAACAAAGGAUCAACUUGAUUAUUAUCGAGGUCAAUUGGUGACCACUGCCAAGGAGAUUAUACUUAAACCAGUUAAAUUAACUAACAAUUAACACGAAAUGAUGACAAUCAAAAGCAAGAAUUGGUUAUUACCUGAUUUUUUACCUGACAUACUCAAAAGAGUCACAAGAGAAACAAUUUAAAAACUGGAAACACAAUUACAAUUAAAAAGAAGCCAUUGACAAUUAAUUUUACUUUAUAACGCAAUUUAUUUUAAUUAAAUGUACAAGUAAAGCAUUAUCGUUAAUUAUAUAUAUAUAAUAAUUGUAAUUAAAUAAGUUUUUUGUUUUUAUCGAUAA
This is a messenger RNA of Panonychus citri (citrus red mite), 1920 nucleotides long. RefSeq names its product cytochrome P450 3A8-like. Bases 175 to 1674 code for a protein of 499 amino acids. The transcript has 5 exons. Lineage: Eukaryota; Metazoa; Arthropoda; Arachnida; Trombidiformes; Tetranychidae. The record is from RefSeq and is a predicted model, not a curated record. Gene Ontology annotation, molecular function: oxidoreductase activity, acting on paired donors, with incorporation or reduction of molecular oxygen; steroid hydroxylase activity; iron ion binding.